This is a messenger RNA of Pteropus alecto (black flying fox), 2132 nucleotides long. RefSeq names its product CD36 molecule (gene CD36). Gene Ontology annotation, molecular function: low-density lipoprotein particle binding; scavenger receptor activity; low-density lipoprotein particle receptor activity. The record is from RefSeq and is a predicted model, not a curated record. Gene Ontology annotation, biological process: lipid storage; long-chain fatty acid import into cell; low-density lipoprotein particle clearance. NCBI's taxonomy places the organism in Eukaryota, Metazoa, Chordata, Mammalia, Chiroptera, Pteropodidae. Gene Ontology annotation, cellular component: cell surface; caveola; cytoplasm. Bases 174 to 1592 code for a protein of 472 amino acids. The transcript has 14 exons.
ACAAAUGAGUAGAAGAAUUCGUUCUUUCUGAGACUCAUCAGAUCACUUCCUAUAAAAUCCAUAUCUUGCCGUUUAUUUGUGAAUAAGAACCAUACUUCUUGGAAACCACAUUAGUUGGACCUGGGAUUUUGAAAGAAGCGAGUUGAACCUUAAUUUCCCCCUGAACAAGAAAAAUGGGCUGCGAUCGAAACAAUGGGCUCAUCGCUGGUGCUGUCAUUGGUGCAAUUCUGGCUGUGUUUGGAGGUAUUCUAAUGCCAGUUGGGGACAUGAUUAUUGAGAAGACAAUAAUAAAGGAAGUUACUCUUGAAGAAGGUACAACUGCCUUUAAAAAUUGGGUUAAAACAGGCACAGCAGUUUACAGACAGUUUUGGAUCUUUGAUGUGCAAAAUCCACAGGAAGUGAUAAUUAACAGCAGCACUAUUAAAGUUAAGCAAAGAGGUCCUUAUAAUUUCAGAGUUCGUUUUCUAGCCAAGGAUAAUAUAACCCACAACCCUGAGACCAAUACAGUCUCUUUUGUACAGCCCAAUGCUGCCAUUUUUGAACCUUCACUAUCAAGUGGAACAGAGAAUGACACUUUGACUGUUCUCAAUCUGGCUGUUGCUGCUGCACCCCAUCUCUAUCCAAAUGCAUUUGUUCAAGUGUUACUCAAUUCGCUUAUCAAAAAGUCGAAAUCAUCUCUGUUUCAAAGGAGAACUGUGAAAGAACUAUUGUGGGGCUAUAAGGAUCCAUUCUUGAGUUUGGUUCCAUACCCUAUUACUACUACAGUUGGUGCAUUUUUUCCUUACAACGAUACUGCAGAUGGAGUUUAUACAGUUUUCAAUGGAAAAGAUGACAUAAGCAAAGUUGCUGUAAUUGACACUUAUAAAGGUAAAAAGAAUCUCAGCUAUUGGUCAAGUUAUUGUGACAUGAUUAAUGGUACAGAUGCAGCCUCGUUUCCUCCUUUUGUUGAGAAGACACGGACACUACAAUUCUUUUCCUCUGACAUUUGCAGGUCAAUCUAUGCUGUGUUUGGAGCCGAACAUGAUCUGAAAGGAAUUCCUGUGUAUAGGUUUAUUCUUCCACCCAAGGCCUUUGCAUCUCCAUUUCAAAAUCCAGACAACCAUUGUUUCUGUGUAGACAGAGAGGUCUCAAAUAAUUGUACAUUUUAUGGUGUGCUAGAUAUUAGCAAAUGCAAACAAGGAAAACCGGUGUUCAUUUCACUUCCUCAUUUUCUACAUGCAAGUCCUGAAAUUGCAGAAAAUAUUGAAGGCUUAAAUCCAAAGGAAGAAGAACAUAGCACAUACUUAGAUGUUGAACCUAUAACUGGAUUCACUUUACAAUUUGCAAAACGGCUGCAGAUCAACAUAUUGGUCAAGCCAGCGAAAAAAAUUGAGACAUUAAAGCAUCUGAAUCGGAACUAUAUUGUGCCUGUUCUUUGGCUUAAUGAGACCGGUACCAUUGGUGAUGAGAAAGCAGAAAUGUUCAAAAAUAAAGUGACUGGAAAAAUAAACCUCCUUCGUCUGAUAGAAACAGUCUUAAUCAGUGUUGGUGUGGUGAUGUUUGUUGCUUUUAUGAUUUCAUACUGUGCAUGCAGAUCAAAGAAAACAAAAUAAGCAGCAAAUGAAUCUUUACAUUUAUGUACCAGCAACAUCAGGACCUUUGUUAAUACUGACCUACGAAAUGAAGAUAUGCUUUGUUUUUACAAAACACAUCUAAUCUUACAGUUGAAGAAAUGGUGGCACUAUUUUCUUUUUUUUUUUACAUUAAGCAGCAGCACAUUACUAAAGGAUUAUUAAGAUGACAUUUAAAUCCAUAUUUGAACAAGAAACUGGAACCUUUUAAAAUUCAUCAUGUACACGAAUGAAUUGAUUUCAGUUUCUACAGAUCUGACUCAAGCAUGAACCAAUUAUUUUUAUUUGGUACUGAUUUACUAAUUGGUUCCCUGGUGACAAAUUCAGCAAAGGAGUAGAUACGCUAAACAAAUUCUGGACCCUGAACUCUUACCUUUCUCAUCAAUGGAAAACACUCCCACAGUGUGUGUUUACUUGCAACCGACUUAGGACUCUCAGUAGACAAUCAACUAUCUCGAAAGACAUUUAACAAUGGGAAAUAAAUCAUUAGCCUUUGAGUCAUUUAUUACACAUUACUUAAGU